AACCUGAAGUCUUUUAUUAGAACAUGAACAACAGCUGACGACGGCACAUUACUUAAACUAGACGAAACCCGUCUACACUAUUGCUUCUAUUCUUUUUACUAGCACUGGCCAGUUUUUAUUGCACUCUUGUGAUCAUUCUCAUUAAUCGAAUAAUACCCAUCUGCGCAUUUCUACCGAGUUCCGUCUCACAUGGAUUCGCAUCAGCGCCUAGCUCGGUAUAUGAGGAUUUAACGAUGAACGACGUCAAAGCCUAUUCUGAUUCAAAUGUUUCAAUAACCCGUAUAAGCUUUACUGUUGCGCUUUUUCCUAAUGCGUGAUAAUGGCGGCCUUCACAAAGAUCGUAUUGGUCGUCCUGGCUAUUUCUUUCAUGACUUUUGUCGCAUUCUUCGGCAGGCUUCCGGCUUUGAGACAUACACCGAUAGCCUGGCUACAUCGCGCAAUAUGGGUAUACGUCCCUAACGCGGUCUUAGCCGUCGACCAGCGGCUUACUUCUGGUCGCCUUUCCACAUCACUAGGUAGAUUCGGUCGUUACAUCAUGUACGAUCGACACCCAACUGUACUCAUAUUCUUUGUACUACUACUCUCCGUAGGCGAAUACAUGUAUCUACCAGGGGUAUGGCCGCGCCUGAGCCUCAUCCACAAGGUUCUAGGCAGUAUAUCUAUCAUUCUACCCUAUCUAUUCCUAUACCUCGCCGCUGCCGGCGACCCUGGCGUCGUCACUCCCGCUACACAUUCGCGCUUUAUGUCGCAUUACCCAUACGAUUUCUCGCUUUUCCACCCCGGUUCUCUGUGCCGAACAUGCGGCCUCCUAAAGCCGCCGCGCUCGAAACAUUGCUCCGUAUGUAAGCGCUGCGUGCACAAGAUGGACCACCACUGCGUCUUCAUCAACAACUGCGUCGGCUACGGCAACCAGCACUACUUCAUCCUCCUGCUCCUCUCCACCGCGACGCUAACCCUAUACGGCGGACUCCUCGGCCUCGUCGCCGUCGCCGACACCGCGCGCAACCACAACAAGAACUUCUCGCUGUUCCCGAAACCGCACACCUGGUCCUGGAGCCAGUACUUCAUCGCACUAACGAUGGGCAUCCAAGACGACGUCGGCGUCGGCUCCGUGACCCUCCUGGCACUUAUGACGUCGCCGCUGGUUUGGGGCCUGCUCGCCUACCACAUAUACCUGAUCUACUGCGGUACCACGACGAAUGAGAGUAUGAAGUGGCAGGAUUGGCAGAUGGAGAUGGACGACGGCUGCGCAUUCAAGCGCGCGCUCCCCGGCGACCGGGUUAAGGACCUGCGCCACGAAGCAGCAUGGACGCGCUGGCCGCUCGAGCCUAUGCAGAUACUCAUCCGCACCGAGGACGGCGCACCACCUGACGUGCAGCACGCCCCGGGCGUCGGCGAGUGGGAGCGCGUGUGGCGUCUGCGUGACAUCGAGAACCUAUACGAUCUCGGCUUCUGGGACAACCUCGUCGAUGUGUUCGUGCCGAAUUAUCCGUUUCAACGGGCGGAGGUCUCGGGUUCGAUGGCCGAUUUGGAGAGGGGCAAGAGGAGGGCUAAGAAACCGCCUAAAGCACCUAGGGCGUCGAGUUUGGUUGCUGCUGCUACGUAGUUUACGGAUGCGCUGAUUAGUAGUGAAUUGGAGUAAAUAAUGGAAUUAAGAUGGAAGUUGAUGGAGUUGUAUCUCGUGCUUUUUGUGACUAUAUGUUUUGACACGCGUCUAACUUGAAUCGCUACCUACACAUGUUUAAACGGAGAGAUGGAGCCUUAUUCAUUUACUACCUAGGUAGCCCCUCCAACUUCUGCAUAUAUAUCACAUCUUAGCCCACUGCAUAGU
Annulohypoxylon maeteangense is the source of this 1831-nucleotide messenger RNA. Its product is annotated as zf-DHHC-domain-containing protein. Gene Ontology annotation, molecular function: protein-cysteine S-palmitoyltransferase activity. Gene Ontology annotation, biological process: peptidyl-L-cysteine S-palmitoylation; protein targeting to membrane. The record is from RefSeq and is a predicted model, not a curated record. NCBI's taxonomy places the organism in Eukaryota, Fungi, Ascomycota, Sordariomycetes, Xylariales, Hypoxylaceae. The coding region runs from base 320 to 1606 and encodes 428 amino acids. Gene Ontology annotation, cellular component: endoplasmic reticulum; Golgi apparatus. The transcript has 2 exons.